CGGUUCGGUUCAAAGGUGACCACGACGACGACGGCAACACAGUUGACCGUGAGCAUCGGUCCGGUAAGGAUGGUGUUGUACCUCACGUUUGAAAUAGGUCCCCCGAGUGCUCCGACCGCUUGGAGCCGCACGUAACGGCACGGCGCACGGCGUGAUGCCGAGCGGUGGCGACGCAAAAUGCCAUGUUCAAGCAGAGCCGUGCAGAGUGAAUGAUAAAAACGGUCUCCAAAUUGUGCGACGUACGACGAAAUCCUUGGCCUGCGAAUGCUAGUGGAAAGUGAUAAAAGCGAUUCAAAAGGACCACGCUCCGGAAGCUCUCCGCACCGACCGUACGUCUUGGUUCAACUAUCAACUAAAUCAAAGAUCAAAAAACUCUCCUCGUGCUUGUAGGGGUGUGCGAGUGUUUGGAUGUGUGCAGCAGGAACGUAAAUCCAUCAUGGUUCAGCAUUCCUCAAACACGGUUUCUUACGCCGAUUCGGUCAAGCAAACGCGGGCUCGAUAAUCCAUGACCGGAACCAAUAUUGGAAGCGUGGCGGUGAAAUCAUGCGAACGAUUUGAGUGGGAAAAAGCCGUGUGAAGCUUUCAGACAGCUUUCUAGGCUGCCGUUUCUGUUCUGCUUUCCGUUUUGCUUCCCUCUAUUUCGCUCACUCCGGCAUCCGGCCCAAUGCAAACGGUGAAGCUGGCGUAAAUAGGGAGUGAGAGAGUGUUUGUGUGUGGAAAGAAAGGCAAAAAUUCAGCGAAGAAAAAAGACAACAUCGACACCAGCAAAAUAAGAUAUCGUUACAGUAGAGUGGCUACAUCAUUGCACCAGCAAACAAAAUGCUACCGUGAGGCGAAAGUGAGAGCACAGCUGUGUGCCUAACUGUGUGCGUUGGUGCGUAUGUCUGUGGGUGUUUUGUAGUGUGUGCGUGCGUGCGUGUACGUUCCGCCAGCAAGUCGUGUGACGAACCCAAGCGUAAUAUUAAUCAAAACACAGCACAAUGAGCUCGACGGAAUUGGGAGAAUUUGUAAUAAAUGUCACCGAUGGACCGCACAGUCUGGCAGGUAAUGAGGAUGGGGCCAACAUCUCGACCGCAACAACCGCACACCUGCUGUACUGUGGCAAGGCGCUGGAUGAUUUCCACACCAGCUACGCCAAAGCGCACGGGAUCGUCUGCCUGCUGGUGUGCAUCUUUGGCAGCAUUGCCAACACGCUCAACAUUGUGGUGCUGACGCGGCGCGAGAUGCGAUCGCCGACCAACGCCAUCCUGACCGGGCUGGCGAUCGCCGAUCUGCUCGUCAUGCUCGACUACAUGCCCUACGCAAUCAACUCCAUCCCGUACCUGCGGCUGUCGCGCGAGGAGCGGCUCACGUACGGCUGGGCCUGGUACAUCAUGUUCCACUCGAUCUUCGCCCAGAUCUGCCACACGAUCUCGAUCUGGCUGACGGUGACGCUGGCCAUCUGGCGCUACAUUGCCGUCGCCUACCCGCAGCGCAACCGCCAGUGGUGCGACAUGUCCAAAACGCUGGCCGCCAUCUUCAGCUCCUACGUCGUGUGCCCGUUUCUGGCCGUACCGAUCUACCUCUCCUUCAGCAUCCAGUCGAACGUGGAGCUGCUCGGGUGCGACGGCAACACGCUCACGCCGGACGCCAUCGGCAAUGUUUCGCAGGGCCGCAACGUGACGCUGUACCGGCUCGGUACGUCCCAGCUGGUGCGCGAUAAUCCGGCCCUGCUGAACGUGAACUUUUGGAUCUACAGCGUCGUGUUCAAGCUGAUACCGUGCAUCGCGCUGACCAUCCUCAGUCUACGGUUGAUCGGUGCGCUGCUAGAGGCAAAGCAGCGCCGCAGCCAACUGACCGGCACGGCCACUGGCCUGAAGCAGAUCGUCGACGGCCGGGUGGUGGACGCAAAGGCCGGCAAGCAGACGGACAAGGAGAAGCAGACGGACCGGACGACGCGCAUGCUGCUCGCGGUGCUGCUACUGUUUCUCAUCACCGAGUUCCCCCAGGGCAUCCUUGGCUUGCUGAGCGCCGUGCUGAAGAAGGACUUUUUCUUCAACUGCUACCUCAAGCUCGGUGACGUGAUGGACGUGCUGGCGUUGGUCAACUCGGCGAUAAACUUCAUCCUCUACUGCUCGAUGAGCCGCCAGUUCCGCAGCACGUUCAACGAUCUGUUCCGCCCGCGCAUCCUGGACCGGUGGAUGGCGGUACCGCAAGGGGACAACGAGCAGGCGGGCCGGGGCCAGCACCAGGACGCAGCGACAACGCAGAUUACUCAGAUAUAGCGCACGCCGGGACGUCCUAACAGUCAUUGCCACGGUUGCUUUGGCCAGUUUGCGAACGCACUGGCGGGAGUUCUAAUUAGCAAUCGGCAAACAUCGAACCGUGACGACUGUGCAAUGCUCUAGCGACGUCCCACCCCAGCACUCCUAUAAGCACUGUGUCUGUGUGUGUGUGUGUGUGUGUGUGUGUGUGUGUUUGUGCAUCCGUUUUUACCAGUCUGCCAGCUCUACCACUACACUAACGUACUUCUCCGGCACCGUAUGCAAGCAAGCAAGGCAAACUGCUUGUCCGUUUUCGGCCCGUCUAAUUACUACGCUGUGGUGAGCAGGUCCCGUGGCGCUUGCACUACUGUUUGGCGAUUAGUCGAAACUAUUAGCAGAUAAUGAACACAACUAUCCACAGUGUACACACACACACACAUACACAUAGACGCACACUCACAUACUGGGCACAAAUGAAAUCGAACCAUCGAAAUGAAUGGGUUUUCUAUUGAAACAAAAUAAAAAACUGUUGCUUCCGUGUUACUACCGCUUUGUCGCGCAUUGGGCAGGAUUGACUAUUUAUUCGUAAACGUACACACACACACUAACGAACGCAAAACGAACUAGCAAACUAUUAUAGGCGGUUUAAUGUAGGAUGAUAGGUAUGGGUAAGUGUUUCGUUUGGUGCAGGUUGUAGCGGUGAAACAAAUGCAAACACACAGAAAGAGAGACAACAAAAGUGAUUGGCAAGGUCAGAUUCCCCGGUCUGUCGGUACGGAUCGGGCUUGUUUCGGGCGGCUUUGCUGUUUAGGGUACACUACACAGUUACGUUCAAUGUUCACCGCAAACGAUACCAAACCGGCACACACACAAGCGGUGAUACGUGUCAUUCAUUCGAUUCUAAAUACGCAAAUGUUGUACAAAAAUGUUUUGGUAAUUUCAGUGAAGUUUGCCUGGAAAGCUGCACAAUGGCUGCAAAUGACACUGCUUUGGUUUACGAUUAAGCGCAUUCGAGGGCGAAAGGGAGAACCGUAGUAGAUAUAGUUUUAGCAAACUAUCGUUAAGUAGAGUUCACAACUAUGUGUAUUAUAUUUUGAUGUUACUUAUAUUUGUGAGAAAAAAAAACACACAAGCAAAAAAAAAACCGUUGCGUUGAUCAAUAAAUGCCUUUGAGAUUAAA
This is a messenger RNA of Anopheles arabiensis, 3423 nucleotides long. Its product is annotated as G-protein coupled receptor dmsr-1-like. Gene Ontology annotation, molecular function: G protein-coupled peptide receptor activity. The record is from RefSeq and is a predicted model, not a curated record. Gene Ontology annotation, biological process: G protein-coupled receptor signaling pathway. Gene Ontology annotation, cellular component: membrane. NCBI's taxonomy places the organism in Eukaryota, Metazoa, Arthropoda, Insecta, Diptera, Culicidae. The transcript is spliced from 4 exons. The coding region runs from base 981 to 2264 and encodes 427 amino acids.